CUCGUCAUCAUCGUUUCUCGGCGUGCUUUAAUGUCCCCUUCGUUUUCUUCCAAGGUCGGCCCCCUCAGAGGCUAGGCUGCUGCUGUUCAGUGCGUCGCUCUCCUCCAACACAUCGCCUCUUCUUCAGUUUCUCGCCGCCGUGAUCGAAUCUGUCGUCAAGAUUCGAGCUUGCCGCGCUUCCACGGCGCAGGGAGCCGGUUCCUUGAGGCAAAAUCGAAUCUUUGAUCGGGGGAAGAUCGGCGUUGAUUUGGGGAUUUUGAUGGGCUGGUUAUGCUGCUUCAGAGGUUCUUCCUCUAGGUUUGAAUCAAUUCAAGAUACAGUUUGCUCAAGCUCCUACCUCAUGGAUAUCAAGCCUAUUUGCAGGUUCUUCAGCUGAUGCUGGUAAAGGGAGAAGCUCUAAUAGCCGCGCAAAAAUCAGUUAUGGAUUUAGCCUUGUUAAGGGGAAAACAAACCAUCCUAUGGAAGAUUAUCAUGUUGCUAAGUUCAUUCAUAUGAGAGGACAGGAACUUGGUCUAUUUGCUAUAUUCGAUGGCCACUUGGGGAAUAAUGUACCUGCCUAUUUACAAAAGCAUCUAUUUUCAAACAUUUUGAAAGAGGAAGAAUUUUGGACGAAUCCAGAUGUAGCUAUUUCAGAAGCCUACCAAAAGACCGAUAGGGCAAUUCUUUCACACAGUCCUGAUCUUGGUCGAGGCGGAUCAACUUCUGUUACUGCAAUCCUCAUCAAUGGCACAAAGUUAUGCAUAGCUAAUAUCGGUGACUCGAGAGCAGUUCUUGCAAAAGGUCAACAAGUGUUACAAAUGACAGUUGAUCAUGAUCCCAACACUGAGCGUGGAAGCAUUGAGAAUAGAGGAGGUUUCGUAUCGAACAUGCCAGGUGACGUCCCAAGGGUUAAUGGCCAGUUAGCUGUGUCGCGUGCUUUUGGAGACAAGAGUUUGAAAUCACAUUUACGGUCCGAUCCUGAUAUUUGUUGUUUAAACAUUACAUCAGAAACAGAGCUACUCAUCCUUGCUAGUGAUGGUAUAUGGAAGGUCAUGAGCAAUGAAGAGGCAGUCGCGAUUGCCAAAAGGUUUAAGGAUCCACAAUCCGCGGCAAGACAAUUGACCACCGAGGCAUUGACUAGAGACAGCAAAGAUGACAUUUCAUGUGUUGUUGUACAAUUCAGAUCAUAAGAAAAGCUUGUUUCUUUCAGUCAUCCAUAACCAGAGAUAAAUUUUUCAGUUGACCAUCAGAAAUUUGGAAGAUUGGUGAGGUUACUAAUACAGAUUCAUAUGGUAAUACCUUGAAAACUGAAAGCACCAAAGAGCUCAGCUUUCCGCAAUCAGUGUGAUCUUGCACCGUUUCCAUUUUGCUCGAUGCAUCAAUGAUCAGGAGACUCCCCUGUUUCUAUGAGCAGGGAAACUAGUAGACCUCUCCUUAAGGUUGGCUUUCGCAUAAUGUUUGGUUGGAUUGGUUACUUUCUUUUCUUUAGCAUUCCUUUUCCUCUUUGGAUUGCAGUUUUGCAGCAGAGUUUUGGAUUUAGGUUGCUAAUGUUCGUGAUAAGAUUGCGAUCGUCUCUAUGUAAUUUGUUAAAAUAAUUGUUGUUUUUAAUCCAG
Molecule: messenger RNA, 1592 nt
Organism: Zingiber officinale
Lineage: Eukaryota; Viridiplantae; Streptophyta; Magnoliopsida; Zingiberales; Zingiberaceae
Product: probable protein phosphatase 2C 10
Exons: 6
Coding region: 459-1169 (236 amino acids)
Biological process (GO): protein dephosphorylation
Cellular component (GO): nucleus; cytosol
Molecular function (GO): protein serine/threonine phosphatase activity
Source: RefSeq, a predicted model, not a curated record